Molecule: messenger RNA, 1206 nt
Organism: Cryphonectria parasitica EP155
Lineage: Eukaryota; Fungi; Ascomycota; Sordariomycetes; Diaporthales; Cryphonectriaceae
Exons: 2
Coding region: 1-1206 (401 amino acids)
Source: RefSeq, a predicted model, not a curated record
AUGUGCAUCGAGAUCCGGAACCGCCACCGCUGUCCCAGCAAGGAUGCGUACCCCAAAAAGAACGUCUUUGUGGAUCAUACUACUGAGGCGGGUGUGUUCCGUCACACAAUGACCUAUGACACUGGUGUCAUGUGCAGGCAGUGUCGUCCUGAUGGGUACUUUGCUAGCAUACUCAAGAACACCCCCAUCCGUUCAGACCAUGAUGAACCUAGCAGCGUCGAUAUCUACAAGCAGAAUAUCCAAAACUAUGCAGACUAUCUCCUGGCGCUGGGCGGCCUAAUCAUGCAUGAUCACUUGCCCAAGGAUACAAUUAUCGACGGAGAAAAGCUCUACCCUGUCUCAUCCAGAGCCGCCACGGCCUACCUUGAAACAACCUGCGUCGGAUGCAAAGCCCGUGGAUCGAAUGAUUGCUGCGUGUUUAACCGGACCCGAUCGAGCCACAACAUCGCAAAAGUGCUCCGAAGCGUCUUGGCGGCCAAGGCUGAGCGAAGCCUGGCCAAGCAUUAUACCGAAGCAGAGAUCACGCAAGCCCAGCAAAGCAGCGUGGAGCUGAUCCAUGCAACUAACAGCGGCCAACUACAAGCUAUGUCCCUCGGCACACACCCGGCUCACGAUUGGAAGCUGGCCGGAGAAGCCAUGGAGGGGUUCUAUGUGCCAGUGACCUGUUACUACGCAUUCAUCGAUUACAAACCCGAAGGAGAUGAGAAGAAUUACCCUGAGCUGAGGACGGCCAAGGAGACCGCAUACUGGCUCAUGGGUUCCAUCAUUGCCCACGACAAUGGCUUUUGGUGGUCGUCGUACGAUCAUGUUGCGACCCGCUCCAUGUCGAAGCUUUUCCUCGGUGAGGACUCGCUCUAUGCGAGCAAGUACGGUCGCCUGACCGUAGCCAACCCAGAGACCAUCAUCACUGCCCCCUCUACGAUUCCUCAGAAUCAGACGCACUGGCCCGGCUUGAUGGCGACCAUCGAGGCAUAUGCGAAAUCCGACCGUCUGUUUUGUCGGGGAACGGGCAAAGCCAGUCCGUCCACAAUCUUGAUGAACCAGUUCGCUGUUGUUCUGGCCAGUGUGCAGGAACCCUACCCUGCUAACCUGAAGGACGUGCGCUCUGAUUGGAUCGUCCCGAAGCCCAAGGAGGAGAAAAAGCCGUCGUCGAGCUCAUCAACUGGAGUGAGGAAGUUGGUCAGAGGCGUCUUUGGUCGUUCCUAG